This is a messenger RNA of Corythoichthys intestinalis (scribbled pipefish), 7344 nucleotides long. RefSeq names its product lysine (K)-specific methyltransferase 2E (gene kmt2e). Gene Ontology annotation, biological process: regulation of DNA-templated transcription. The transcript is spliced from 23 exons. The record is from RefSeq and is a predicted model, not a curated record. NCBI's taxonomy places the organism in Eukaryota, Metazoa, Chordata, Actinopteri, Syngnathiformes, Syngnathidae. Gene Ontology annotation, cellular component: Rpd3L-Expanded complex; Set3 complex. Bases 996 to 5762 code for a protein of 1588 amino acids.
AGGUGCCGCGAGGGGGGAGCGCGGGGGGAGGCGGAGUCUCCACAGUCCUGGCAGGGCCGCCAUUUUUGCAAAGGGAAAAGAGACCGCUUUUGAGGGGGCUCAAAUUAGGAAAAGUCGCUCUUAGCCCAGCGAAUAGUUUGUUUUCAGCGCUUCCCCCCCCCUCGAUUCGUGCGCCGACCCGGACCUCCCUCCCCCCUGGUGCAGCAGCAGAGGCGGCGCGGAUUUUUGGACAGGAGAGGACAGUCUCGAGGAGGCGAGAAUCCGAACCUUUUUCCAGCUUUUUUUGCUAGUGCUCCGCAGUGCUCGAGUAUUGUUUUGGUUGUCGGAGCCUUGCGCGGAGAGCGGCGAGGGUCUUGCCCCGCUCCCCGGACCGACCCCCCUCCAACGUGGAUAUAACACGGUACGUCCGGCGCCGUUUGUUGUUCAUGUCAGCGUCUUCCAAAUCCGAGCUGGAAGGCUAUUGUUGGCUUUAGUUUAGCUGGCUAACGUUGUAUCGGCUGUGUGCGGAGCUUCCACGCUUGCCCGGCCUCGCUUGUAGUCGAUUUAAUGGCAAUUCGCCGGGCAUUUCCAGAGAAAUACCCAAGUGACGUAUGCUACUAAAGUGUCAAGUUGGCCGAAAGAGCGCUGGCUACCAGCUAGCUCGUGCUAUUAGCCCAAAUUAGCUUGACAGAUACGGAGUGUCAACGUUUGAGUGGCCGCACUUAAAACGUCAUAAAAAGCUAUAGUGUUGUCGUUCGAAUGUGCAGAGCGCAGCGGUCGCUGAAGUCAACCCGAGCUCGCUGCUCGAACUUGGCGAUUCGAGGGGGGCGUAACACGGUGGUAAAUGUCAAGGCUUUGUUAAAACGAUCAAUAACAGAACUACGCCGAGCUGCGGUGUGGGGGCCUUGUGGAUGCACUUAGAUGUCUGCAAUGAGUGCUGUGGCUGGAAUGCCUCAGUGUUUUGGACUACCAUUCUCUGGACUCAGUAGGACAAGAACUGAUCAGCAGAGAACGUCAUGAGCAUAGUCAUCCCUGCGGGGGUGGACACAGCAGCAGACGCCUCGUACCUGGACAUGGCGGCGGGCUCGGAACCUGAGUCGGUAGAGGCCAGCCCCGUGGUGGUGGAAAAGUCCAGCUACCCGCACCAGAUCUACAGCAGCAGUUCUCACCAUUCCCACAGUUACAUCGGCCUGCCUUAUGCUGACCAUAACUAUGGGGCGCGUCCCCCGCCCACACCGCCGGCCUCGCCUCCCCCCUCCAUGUUGAUGCGUCAGGGCGACGGGGGGUUGUUUGUUCCGGGCGGCCAGGACGAAGCGUCCACGGGCACAACGCUCAGCACUUCCGAGGAUGGCAGCUACGGGGCCGACAUCACCCGCUGCAUCUGCGGCUUCACGCACGAUGACGGCUACAUGAUCUGCUGCGACAAGUGCAGCGCCUGGCAGCACAUCGACUGCAUGGGCAUCGACAGGCAGAACAUUCCUGAGACGUACCUGUGCGAACGCUGCCAGCCGAGACACCUGGAUCGGGAGAGGGCUAUCCUUCUGCAGACGAGGAAACGGGAAUGUUUGUCAGUAGAUGGGGACACCAGCGCAACGGAGAGUGGAGACGAGGUCCCUCUGGAGCUCUACUCCACCUUCCAGCACACGCCCACCACCAUAACCCUCACCACCGGGCGCCUUGGCAACAAGCAGGUGGAUAAGAAGCGCAAGAAGAGCUGCGAAAAGGACCCUCCUGCAUCGACCGCGCGAGCCAAGAAGGCCUUCCGCGAGGGUUCCAGAAAGUCCUCGAGAGUAAAGGGCGCCGCUCCCGAGCAGGAGCCGACCGACCACCCGGCGCUGUGGGAGAACAAGAUCAAGACUUGGAUGGAGCGCUACGAGGAGGCCAGCAGUAAUCAAUACAGCGAGGAUGUGCAGGUGCUGCUGCGCUUCAAAGAGCAAGGCGACGGCAAGAGCCUGGCUUACAACACGCACUUGGCUUCCUUCAAGCCCCCGGUGGAGAGUCAAGUUCAAAAGAACAAGAAAAUCCUCAAGGCCGUGAGGGACUUGGCCCCGGAUUCCCUCAUCAUCGAAUACAGGGGCAAGUUUAUGCUUCGGCAGCAGUUUGAAGCCAACGGAUACUUCUUCAAGAGACCUUACCCCUUUGUGUUAUUUUACUCCAAAUUCGACGGGCUGGAGAUGUGCGUGGACGCGCGUAGCUUCGGCAACGAGGCGCGCUUCGUCCGGCGGUCCUGCACCCCCAAUGCCGAGGUACGGCACGUCAUCGAGGAGGGCAUGUUGCACUUGUACAUCUACUCGCUGAGGCCUAUCACCAAAGGCACGGAGAUCACCAUCGGUUUUGAUUACGACUACGGCAGCUGUAAAUACAAGGUGGACUGCGCCUGCGUGAAGGGCAACCCCGAGUGCCCCGUGCUCAAGCACAACCUGGAACCCACCGAGAACCUGGGAUCCACCGGGCGUCGGCGCAACAGUCGCAAGGACAAAGACCCGGGUCGCGAGGACCUGGGCCAGAACCAGAACUUGAGCGUGGACGGCGAGGGCAAGGGCAAGAACAUGGGCGACUGCAAGCAGAGGAAACUGUCUCCACUACGACUUUCCAUCUCAAACAACCAGGAUCCUGACUUAUUUGAGGAUCUAGAAGACAAAACGUCCGUUAGCAAUGAAGUAGAGAUGGAGUCAGAGGAACAGAUUGCGGAGAGGAGGAAGAAGAUGACACGAGAAGAGCGGAAGAUGGAGGCCAUCCUGCAGGCCUUUGCGCGCAUGGAGAAGCGCGAGAAGCGGAGGGAGCAGGCGCUGGAACGCAUCGGCAGCGUCAAGCCUGAGAUCGGGGGACGCGGCGACAUCAAGGAGGAGCCGCCUGCCACUCCUGAGACGGUGGAUUCUCCUUCUGUUGUACAGCCGCCUCUUCUUGAGGUUAAAGAGGAGCCAGGGUUGAAACCGGCCAAGGUCAAAGGCUCCCGGAACAGGAAAAGCUUCUCCAGGAACCGAACGCACAUCGGUCAACAGCGGCGGCGAGCCCGCACCAUCAGCACCUGCUCCGACCUGGCCCCGGGUUCUCCGGCCGAGCCGGCCGAGCCUUUGCCCGCCGAGCCGGCGGAAGGGGAGCCGCCCAGCGCGCCGGAGCCCGAGGCCGUCGCCCCGCAGCCGCCGGACGCCAGCCCCCCGCAGAGCAGCUCGCCGGCGCACGACCGAAACCGCGUCGGAGCAAAGAAUUUCAAAACGAAAAAGCACUUUGUAAGCGAAUGGGUGGGCGAGAAGCAAGCGGAACGCUCCGCGGCGCGCACACCUGAGCCGCCGGCGCCCGAGCGGCCCCUACGGAUCAGCAGCGACCCCGAAGUCUUGGCCACCCAGCUCAACGCCCUGCCUGGCCUGGCCUGCUCGCCGCAGGUCUACAGCACGCCCAAACAUUACGUCCGCUUCUCCUCGCCUUUCCUGGCCAGCCGCAGCCCCACCACCCCCGGCGUCCCCACGGGAAGACGACGUUCCCGAGAACUGCCCGAAACGCCUCCGACCACCGGCUCCUGCAAGAAGCGAUGGUUAAAACAGGCGCUGGAAGAGGAGGGAUCCACCAGUCCGGCCAGAAGACCCAGUCACUUCAUGCCUAGCGAGGGUCCUCUCAGCCCUUCCAUUAAUGGGGACUCGGACAGCCCCCUCCCCAACGGCUCCUGUUCACUGCCCGAGUUGCCCACGCCUUUGAAAAAACGCCGCUUAAGCCCCCUCGACACCUGCAUGUCCGAGAGUUCCACGCCCUACGGCUCCCCUUGUGCCACGCCCACCAGGGCCGACCAAUCGGAGACGUCUUUGCCGCCCGCGCUGACGGCCACGCCGCCGCGGCCUCGAACCGAGGAGCCCGGAGUCGAACGUUUCACCAGCACCCCACCGCAAACACUUAGCACUCCCCAAGAGAGUGAAUCUUCCACGGAAAACUCGCCGGAUGUCAGUGCGAAAGCAAAUUCGUCAGAGACCGAUCGCCCUCCUUCGUUGAUCCCGUCUCCUUCUGUUCGGACGCCGAGCACCGACGGCAUCCCGCCCGAGGCCAAGACGUCGAUACCCGGGAGUCCGCAGCCCCCCCCUGUCGUCGAAUGCGCGGAUUUAACGGAAGAGCGGGCUGACGUCGGGACGGCGGAUGGCGUCGAACCGUCCUCGUCCGCUGAAACCGCCGCCCCCUCGUCUUUUCCCGGCUGGAUAAAAAGCCCGGAAAGGUGCCCGGCGACACCGGCCGGCCUCAGUUUCUCACCCAUCAACUCCAACUUAAGGGACCUCACGCCCUCGCAUACCUUGGAGCCCCUGCAAGCUCCUUUCAGACCCGACGUCACGACGGCGGCUGCUCAGCCGGCAUUGAGCGAGGCCCAGGGUCCGCUUUUUUACCCCUGCUCCGAAGACGCGACCUCCGCUAGCUUCUCGCGCUCGCUCAACGGCGACGAGUUAGGCGGGUCCGCGCAGAAUCCCCCGCAGAAGAAAAAGGUUUCCCUGCUGGAAUACAGGAAGCGACAACGCGAAGCUCGCCGUAGCGGCUCAAAGAUGGAAUGCGGCUCCCCGGUUUCCGCCGUGCCCCCUUUGAGCAUUGAUGUGUUCCCCGCGGUCGCCGCGGAGACACGCAACGAGGCCGCCUUACCCCCACCGCCCCCCCCUCCUCCACCUCCUUGCAGCGUCAAGGACCCGCAGACAUCGGAAGAGUCGGAAAAUGCUGGGGAGAGGGAAGGAGAAGGACAAUGGACGUCUUCCACGUCUGUCGAGCAGGCUCGUGAGCGGAGUUACCACAGAGCUUUGCUACUCAGCAAAGACAAAGACGCAGAUGGUGAAGCAGAGGAUGGAGAGAUGCCAACACCCAUGGACUGUACAUCUCCCGGUCCUCAGAAGACCCCAACUCACGCACCGGGCUCUCCCGUUCCCGCCUUGCCCUCGAACUGGAAAGAGGAAGAAGGCGACGGUCCCCCUCGAGCGGGCAACCCGACCCCGCAGCCGCCCAAGUCGAAAUCGGCGCCCGUCACCCCGACCAAGCCGCACCCUCCGCCGACCUCGUCGGCGGCGCACUACCCGGGGUCGGUGCUCCUCCACGGGCAGCCUCAGAGCUCGACCUACCGCAGUCAAAGGGCGCUCUUCUCCUCCCAGAACCAAACUUCGGGGCAGGCCCCUGCGCCUUCGUUCGUCCAGUACGGCGCUCAGGGCGCCCCUCCGCCGCCGCCCCCGCCUCCACCGCCCGCCUCCACGGGCUACUUCCCUUCUCAAACUGCCUUCCCGGGAUUCAAAGCGACGGUGACGCCCUCCUACUCCCCUGGCUCUCAGGGCCUAAUGCAGACUCUUCCCCACAGCGUGCACUACCAAACCUCGGCCGCCCCGCCUCCUCCCCCGCCCCCUCCGCCCCCGCACCCCAUGUCAGGCCCCACCCUACUGCACGUCAACCUGCAAGCCGCCCCUAUCCAGCAGAUAAUGCUUGCGGCCGCCCCCGCGCUGACGCAGGGCCAGCCCUCGACUCAGCAGCAGCAGCCGCCCCUGUCCCUCACCCCGCCUCCGCCGCCGCCCCCUCCGCCGCCCAACCCAUCCGGCGGCGCCCACCACUUUCAGAACUUGGCAGGGUUCCAGACAACUUUGCUCACUAACUCCGCGGUGCCCCCGUCGGCGUACCCCCCGUCCCUCCAGCAGACCGGACUGCCGCCGCCCCCGCCUCCGCCCCCGCAACAGACUCAGCAAGGCUCGGCCGCCACACCUCAGUUGCCGAACCCGCGGGCCCCCGCUUCUUCCGCGCCCUUCCACACUUCGGGUUACCUGAGCACAGGGUGGCACUGAACUCUGCACGAGGGGGGCGCGGGGGCCCGGGUCUGCUUGCGAAGGGCAUUUCCAUAGGAAAAUAUUCCAAAUUGGAAGCUUUCCAUGAGUUUCAACGGGAACGAAAUCAAAAUGAAUACCGACUAUAAGUCGCACCGAAGUCAAAAGUGCGACUUAUAGUCCAGAAAACGAAUCGUAUCCCAGUCCGACCUUCAAUUCCCGGUUCAUUCCUGUCGAUUCCCAUGGAAAUCUUCCCACUUUAAAAAUUCCUGUCAUUUUGUGACCCUAAACAACAGGGCAAUGUAGUUUUUUUAUGGCCAGUGGAAAAACAGCUGAUUGUUGGUUCAAAGGGUAUUUCAUCGAAAUUUAAAAAAAAAAAAAAAAAAAAAAAAGACUGACAUCCUCUUGAAGUGAUACUGUAAAAGAUGGCGCCCCCUGGUGGUGCUCUUUGCGCCCUUCUGGUUUUCUACUUCCUUCUCGCAACGGGCGGGCGAGGAGUUCACUGUUGUGCGUCUCGUUCGGGUUCCUGUUGUUCCUGCCGCACUUUGUUCGUUUAGCAUUGGACAUUCCAGCCUUUUCCCCGCCUCGCCCUUCUGUUUCAACUCUGCCUGCCAUCGACGGCGAUAGACGUCCAAUCCAUUUGAAGUGGAACCCUCCCACUUCAAAUAGAUUGGACGUCUAUCAGUGAUAAACACACUGAAAUUCUUCUCACCGUCAAUGGCACCGGCGUGUUACACCGUUUUUUCCUCCCGUGAAGACAAAAAUUUUUCCUCAGUCUCACAUCCGAAAAAAAUCGGAACGCGGGAAUGAGUUUGUGUGUUCGGCGGUCUUUCGAGAGGUCCCGCAGUUAUGCUAGCAGUUUAUUAUUUUUUGAAUAAGGAGCGUUACUUGUAGAAAGUGUAUCGAAAUGUAUAAUAGGUGGUUACGCCGGCUUUCACCAAGAACACGUUUGUAAAUAUCUGCUGUCGUUCUUUUUUUUUUUUUUUUUUUUCUACGCCUGUACAAUUCGCUGGCAUCGCGCCCCUCCAUUUUUCAAACAUGGUUGUACAUAGGAACGCUCUUCUUGGCAAAGCUGAAUGUUUCCGUGACUGUAGCAUUAUUUUUUAUUUCCACCUUCUCUGGACUCAUUGACUUUGUCCUGUUUAUUUUUUAUUAUUAUUAUUAUUAUUAUUAAUAUUAUUAUUCGUGUGUGUGAGUGUGUUUGUGCUGAGGGGAGGAGCUCACAAACACUGCACUGGUUGGCUAUUUUCAUGGUUCAUUAUAAUAAAUCACUGUUAUGACAGUUUUAUAAACACUUCAGUUUGACGUUGCAUUUUUGAAGAAAUUGAAGCAUUUUCAAAUUUGCUCUUUAUUUAACGGAAAUGAUGUCAAGGUGAUACACUCCACUCUUUUAUGGACAUUUUGCCUCUUAAUUUGAUCGUGAAAAUACAUGCAGAUAGGUUAAAAACGAUAAAAUUGCGGUAUUUUUUAAAGUAGACCCUAUAAGUUUGCACUUUCAGUUGUGGCCACUAGCGAGCGCUGUUUCUUGGUAUAGAUUCCUGGCCUCAAAACUGCAAUUUUUUAAUUUUCUUUUUUUAUGAAAACAUACAGGUGGAGGAAAUAC